UCGAUCAGUUUAGAUCUUUUACAUUUUUUCGGCUUGUUCGAGUAAAACUUUCAUUUGUAUUUCGUACACAUUUAACGCAUACUGAUCGUGGAAUAAACCGAGUGUGUAAAACUUCGACGAAAAUCGCAGCAAAAAGUCAAAAUCACAAUCCAAAUAAGUUUCAAAAUCGCGGAAGAAAAAAUGUCGACCGCAAUUCUAUAUUUAUAGUCUGAAGUAUAAUGAAACGAUUUCGUAUUUCUACCAUGAAUGUGAAAUAUUAGAAAUGUGUCAUUUUCAAACGGGCAUUUCUUUAUGUGAAAAGCAUUUUUUCGAAACAAAGUGAUUUGAUGCAGGAAAAAAUAUUUUCAUGUAUCAUCGAUUUAAAGUGUACAGAAAAAAAUUAUCUAGUGUUAGCUUUGUUGUUAUUCAAAAAUAUUCAAUUUAUUUGUUGUUUUGUGAAGCUAAAAUCACACUCUUGUUUUGAAACAAUGAACAAUUGUCAAAUAUCGUCGUGAGAUCAACAACACAUCAGCCAAUACAAAAAAAGGCGCACCUGAAAUGAAACGAUCAUCAUGUCUUGGUCGAUCGGAACGGUAUAUACUAGACCGUGGUUUUGGCGAAAGGGCAAUCGAGUAUCAACGGAAAGUGAUUCAUUAACAAUUAGAAUAGGUAGUAUUGAUAACUGUGAUAGUAAUGAUGCAACACAAAAAGGAACAUCGUCUUCGGUGUCCAUCACAACACCAACACCAUCGACCAAAAGCAAAAGGGGUUUAUUCCGUACGAAGCCCCACAAAAAGAAUAAAACCAAACGACCCAUUGCCAAUAAUCGUGUUAAAUCUACCAAUUAUACGCUCAUCACAUUUUUACCAAAGAAUCUGUGGGAACAAUUUCAACGUAUUGCAAACUUCUAUUUUUUAAUUAUGACCAUUCUUGCAAUUAUCAUCGAAAUAUGCGGCGAAAGUCCAGUGUCAAAGUGGACGUCAUUAAUCCCAUUGAUAUUCGUCAUAAGCGUUACAGUAAUUACACAAGGAUAUGAAGAUUAUUUACGUCACAAAGCCGAUAACCUUGUCAAUCGAUCUCCCGCAACUGUCAUUCGUAAUGGGAUCGAAAUUGAUAUUAAGUGCGAAGAUAUUUUACAAGGCGAUCUUGUAAAAGCGUCCCGGGACUGUGACAUCCCAUGCGAUUUAGUAUUGUUGAAAACAAGCGAUCCAGACGGAAAAUGCUAUGUUACGACGGCCAAUUUAGAUGGUGAAACUAAUUUGAAGACACUUUUCGUUCCGAAAGGUUUUCCAAACGAUGUUUCAAUUGAAAAACUUCACAACAUUGGUUCAAUUGAAUGUGAACAUGCCUUGGCCGAUUUGUAUACAUUUAAUGGGCGACUAGAAGUUGGUCCAACGUUUUUUUGGCGUCAACACCACGAACCGACGUUCACAGAUACAUUGCGGCGGCAUAAGCGCACACUUCCAUUAACAGCUGAUCAUCUGCUUCUGCGUGGAUCACGAAUGAAAAACACGGAAUGGGCGAUCGGAUGUGCCGUUUACACCGGACAAAAUACAAAACUUGCUUUGAACGGAAAAGUGUUUCGAUCAAAAACAAGCUCAAGUGAACGUUUCAUUAAUCAAUUUUUGAUAUUUUUCGUGAUCAUAAUGUUUACGCUUGUUACCUUCUGCUUUGGCAUGGAAAUAUACCACGAUCAAGAAAAGUCUGUACAUAAUGUGUAUUUGGGUGAUUUAACAAAGGAUUCCGAAAUGUUGGUGGCAAAAUAUAUAAAACAAUAUUUAUCAUUUUUGAUUCUAUUCAAUUAUUUAAUACCGAUAUCACUCUAUGUUACCAUUGAAUUGCACAAAUUUUUCGGUGCAUGGUUUUUGGAAUGGGAUUUGAAUUUAUUCGAUGUUGAGAUGAACCAGCAGUGUCUGGUGAAUACGUCAAAUUUGAACGAUGAAUUGGGUCAGGUGAAAAUUCUAUUUUCCGAUAAAACGGGAACGCUCACCAAAAACGAGAUGAUUUUGCAACAGUGUUCAAUCAACGGCAAAAAGUAUAAAAUCCAAAAUUUUGGUGUACAACAAGAAAAUGGCACUAGUACUAUGAGAUUGCCACAAUAUGAUCCGUAUAUGCGAAACUUUUUUCAAACUCUAUCUCUGUGUCAUACGGUACAAGUAAGUACGGCCAAAUCGGAACAAAAGAAGGAUAAAAACAGCGACGAAGUUGAGUCCACAUUUGAAAUUGUUGAAUCGUCCAGUUCAUUGGUCGAAAUUGAUGAGGAUGUCAAACGAAAAGAGGAAACUGAACAAAAUACUAAACAAAAUGAAGUUUGUUUACCAGAAAGUCCAAUUGAUGAUGAUUGUCCGACCGUACAAAUUCGCCGUGAGCAUCGUCGGGUGGCAAGUACAUCGAGUGGAACUCGUAAGAUUAGCUUUAGUACAGAGCAAAAAAUUGCAUACCCGAAAAAUCUUGCAUUCGGACCGCGAGAUUUUUCACCAAAAAUACCAUCACCGCUGACUGUGGAGCAGCCAUUUUCAUUUCGACCCGAAUAUAAACGAACAAUGUCUAUAAAAGUUGGUGCAGCUCAAGAACGUAUUAAAUUUGGCCAUCGUCGAACGCAAUCGUUGAAUGUGCCGGACAGUCAACUGAAUCAAGAUACGGGAAAAAAUGAUCUACGAAAAAGCAUUUUCAAUCGAAGCUCGGCCAAUAUUGCCAAUACACGUGAAUUUUAUGCAGCACCCGCAUACAAUGAAGCUAGCUUACUGGUACGACAGGAAUCAAUGCGACUAUCAGCGCAUUCCAUUGAAAGUGUGACCGCACAAUUAGAUUACCAGGCGUCCAGCCCAGACGAAAAAGCAUUGGUGGAAGGUUGUGCAAAAGUUGGCUAUUUAUUUAUGGGCGAGAAAGGUGGCUUUCUGAAUGUUAAGCUACAAAGUCAACGGCCAACUAAAGGAUUGUCAACCAAUGAAUGUAAUGUGGAGCGAUUAAACACACUUGAAUUCACAUCAGAUCGCAAGCGUAUGAGUGUUAUUAUUAAAGAUGGAAACGAUGAUAUUUGGUUAUACACAAAAGGUGCUGAAAGUCAUGUAUUUCCAUUGUGUCAAACCACACAGUCACAAACCGAGUUGUUGAAAGUAACGCAGCAACAUAUUGAUGAUUUUGCCAAAAUUGGCCUGAGAACGUUAGCCGUUGCACGACGUAAAUUAACUUCCGAAGAAUAUGAUCAGUUUAACAUUGAUAUUACAAAUGCAAGCAAUGCUCUGGCCAAUCGCAAAACAUUGGUUGAGGCUGUACAAGCCAAAAUAGAAAAAGAUUUAGAAAUACUUGGUGCAACUGCCGUGGAAGAUGCAUUACAAGACAAAGUCAAAGACACACUUGAAUCGCUUCGAUAUGCGGGCAUUAUAGUUUGGGUUUUAACGGGUGAUAAAAUCGAAACAGCAUUAAAUAUAUCCAAAUCAUGUGGUCACAUGCCGGACAGUGCUGAAACAUUUUUCAUAACUGAAUGCAAAGAAGAAUUUCAAAUUCACCAGCACAUGGACUUACUAGAUGAGCAACUCAAGCUUUAUCCAUAUCGUUCUUAUUCGUUGCUGCUGGACGGAAUGAGUUUGAGUCUUGUGAUGAAACAUUGUGCCAAGCGUUUUCGUGAUUUGGCUAUGAAAUGCCAGGCAGUAUUGUGUUGCCGAUUAAGCCCGUUACAAAAGUGUGAAGUGGUUAAAUUAAUGAAAACCCUUCCGGGUGAACCAGUAACUGCUGCAAUCGGUGAUGGUGCCAACGAUGUGUCCAUGAUUCGUGAAGCACACGUUGGCCUCGGUAUAUUUGGUAAAGAAGGACGACAAGCGGCUCUCUGUUCCGAUUAUGCAUUUACACAGUUUCAUAUGCUGAAAAGAGUUCUUCUAGUUCAUGGACACUUUUUUUCGUAUCGAUUUUCGAUAUUGGUGUUGUAUUUUUUCUACAAAAAUCUGGUCUUCAUGCUCAUGCAGGUUUACUUUCAAAUAAAUAAUGAAUAUUCUGCGCAAAGCAUCUAUCACACAUUAUUCAUGACACUUUACAACGUGAUGUACACAUCGAUGCCAAUACUUUUGCUAUCAAUCACAGAGAAACCCUAUCAUGAAGAGCAGCUGCUGAAAAGUCCAUCGCUGUACAAAGAGAACGCGGGCAACAAACGUAUUACGUGGAAAUAUUUCUUGGCCUGGAUUACAUUGGCCGUUUGGCAUUCGCUUGUGAUUUAUUUCAGCAGCUUCCUAAUAUGGACGGAAAAUAAUAUGAAAACAAAUGAUCUCGAUUCAUUUGGUGCAUUCAUUAUUCACAGCGUUGUGUUUGUGGUCACAAUAAAAUUGUGGCUCACUGCACGUUAUCAAACACUCAUAUUUAUGUUGGCCAUUUUGGCAUCAGUUUCUGCAUUUAUACUAUCAACACUAGUUUGGAAUUGGUUGCCAUUUUCUGGUCCAUAUUCUUUGUAUCGUGUUUACAAUAAUCUUUUGAAUUCUCCCGAAUUUUGGGUGGAAACGGUACUGAUUUGCUUUACCGCAUUGAUACCCGACUUUACCAUCAGAGCACUGAAAAUUUUCAACAUCAAAGUGCGGCCAACUGAAUCUAUUUCCGAUGGUUGGAAUCGCCUGUUUAAAGAGCAAAAAAACAGCCUUAAUCGAAGCACAAAUAGCAACAGCGAAUCAACCUAUUUAUAAGAUACGGUACCAAUGGUAUUGCUUGAUGUAUCAUCAAGCUUCAAAAUCGUUUUCGGUUUUUUUUUGUUUGUUUGUACCAUGCAUAAUUCGCAUAAUUCUAUCAAGCUAUCAACUUGAAAUCUAAUUUUUCGGAUUCCUGACGACCUGACGACAGGUAUAAUUUUUUUUUUCGAAUACAUUGUCAAUGUAUUAUAAACUGUUAAAACGAAUGACGCAUUCACAAACCACGCUCAUGACAGUGGAACAAUAUGACACAAAAAUAAUGCCACUUUUCAAACGGCGUGAAUUAGUGUUAAUUACUAUUUAGAGAGAAUUUUAGCAACAAUGUGAACAAAGUAUUGAUCAACUAAAGAGUAUAUUUAUAUUAAAUUCGAAUCGAUGAUAUUUUUGUAUGUAAAUUAUAUGAUCAGGGCAUAGCUAUUGAAUGUAUAUUGAAUAUUUAUUUUGAUUAAAAUAAUUUAAUUGAUAUUGGAA
Messenger RNA from Contarinia nasturtii (swede midge), 5120 nucleotides. RefSeq names its product phospholipid-transporting ATPase IG. The record is from RefSeq and is a predicted model, not a curated record. NCBI's taxonomy places the organism in Eukaryota, Metazoa, Arthropoda, Insecta, Diptera, Cecidomyiidae. Gene Ontology annotation, biological process: phospholipid translocation. The coding region runs from base 552 to 4646 and encodes 1364 amino acids. Gene Ontology annotation, cellular component: plasma membrane; endoplasmic reticulum; trans-Golgi network. The transcript has 16 exons. Gene Ontology annotation, molecular function: ATP hydrolysis activity; ATPase-coupled intramembrane lipid carrier activity; ATP binding.